Messenger RNA from Bufo bufo (common toad), 1939 nucleotides. It is a transcript of the gene GABRA2, whose product is annotated as gamma-aminobutyric acid type A receptor subunit alpha2. Gene Ontology annotation, molecular function: GABA-A receptor activity; transmitter-gated monoatomic ion channel activity involved in regulation of postsynaptic membrane potential; GABA-gated chloride ion channel activity. NCBI's taxonomy places the organism in Eukaryota, Metazoa, Chordata, Amphibia, Anura, Bufonidae. The record is from RefSeq and is a predicted model, not a curated record. Gene Ontology annotation, biological process: synaptic transmission, GABAergic; chloride transport; nervous system process. The coding region runs from base 90 to 1454 and encodes 454 amino acids. The transcript is spliced from 10 exons. Gene Ontology annotation, cellular component: neuron projection; GABA-A receptor complex; dendrite membrane.
UACUGCAGCCUCUCUGCACCUGCAACUCCAGCAUCCUCUGCAGGCUCCGGGCUGGCACCAUCCCCUGCAUCCCUUCCAGGUCUCUUGUUAUGAAAGCCAAAAUGGAUAAUAGGCGGCUGUUCUGCAGAAGGAUAGCCCUGCUUGUCACCAUUGUGAUGUGGGAGUCAUCAAGGCAAGUGUUAGCACAAGUUUUGGAUGAUGAUGCAAAAAAUAACAUCACCAUAUUCACAAGAAUUUUAGACAGACUCCUGGAUGGAUAUGAUAACCGUCUCAGGCCUGGAUUAGGAGAUCGUAUAACAGAGGUCCACACAGAUAUCUAUGUGACAAGUUUUGGACCUGUUUCUGACACAGAUAUGGAGUACACUAUAGACGUAUUUUUUCGUCAAAAGUGGGAAGAUGAAAGACUGAGGUUCACUGGACCAAUGCGCAUUCUUCGAUUAAACAAUCUGAUGGCUAAUAAAAUUUGGACUCCAGACACUUUCUUUCAUAAUGGGAAGAAGUCUAUAGCUCAUAACAUGACAAUGCCUAACAAGCUGCUGCGAAUUCAGGACGACGGAACCCUGCUCUAUACUAUGAGGCUCACUGUCCAGGCUGAAUGCCCCAUGCAUUUGGAAGACUUUCCAAUGGAUGCACAUGCCUGUCCAUUAAAAUUUGGCAGCUAUGCCUACACAACCGCAGAAGUGACUUAUGUUUGGACACGUAAUGCCACAGAAUCAGUUGUGGUGGCACCGGAUGGCUCAAGAUUGAAUCAGUAUGUCCUUUUGGGGCAUUUGGUUGGGAAGGAAACCAUUAAGUCAAGUACAGGAGAGUACACGGUUAUGACCACACAUUUUCACUUGAAGCGAAAAAUUGGUUAUUUCGUGAUUCAGACUUAUCUCCCCUGCAUCAUGACAGUCAUUUUGUCUCAGGUGUCAUUCUGGCUGAACAGGGAGUCUGUGCCUGCAAGAACAGUCUUUGGUGUCACAACAGUUUUGACCAUGACAACACUCAGUAUCAGCGCUAGAAAUUCCCUGCCAAAAGUAGCUUAUGCUACUGCGAUGGACUGGUUCAUUGCUGUCUGUUACGCAUUUGUUUUCUCAGCUUUGAUAGAAUUUGCCACUGUGAACUAUUUUACAAAGAGAGGAUGGGCGUGGGAUGGAAAAAGUGUUGUCAAUGAUAAGAAAAAGGAGAAAGCGUCUGUAAUUAAGAAAAACAAUGCCUAUGCAGUUGCUGUAGCAAACUAUGCUCCAAACAUCACUAAGGAUUCUGCCCUCCCAACUAUAUCAAAAAGUGCAACAGCAGAUGCCAACAAAGCAAAACCACAGGAGGCAAAGAAGACAUUCAACAGUGUUAGUAAAAUUGACAGAAUGUCUAGGAUAGUUUUUCCACUCUUAUUUGGAACAUUUAACCUGGUGUAUUGGGCCACUUAUCUGAACAGGGAACUUGCCAUAGAAGGGCUUGUCUUUUCCAAGUAGAAUAGGCACUUUGUAUGCUAACGAUGUAUUGGCAUUCUCUGACUCAGAUAGAUUGUUUUAGUAUGUAUAACGAAUAACCUGUGAAUUGACACAUGCAGUAAGCGCCUCUUAUCUAAAAAGAGGGGGGAGGGGCUCUGUUAACUAGAAUGAGCUUUGAAUAGAUACUGUAGCAGUUUUGACAUAUUAAAAAAAAAAGAAAAAAGGUUUCUCCUUGACCGCAAAGUAUUUUCACUUUGGAUUUAGGUAUUACUGCAGUAUAUGAGAAAAGGCUGCUUGUUAACAGAGAACACGUUCUACUGAGACAAUUUUUGAUUUUCUUUUUGGGGAUCCUAUUUGGUUAAGUACAAUGUUAAUCUUUUAUAUGAAAAUGCAAUGUGCUUAUGUACUAAAGCCCUUCCUUUUUCCAUACUUUAGGUGUACCAUACAUUUCACCGAAAUUAUUAAAACUAGAAUUUGUCAAAUUAAUAACAUUAUUUUUUUUUCUU